Striga asiatica is the source of this 456-nucleotide messenger RNA. The record is from the annotation of a GenBank genome assembly. Lineage: Eukaryota; Viridiplantae; Streptophyta; Magnoliopsida; Lamiales; Orobanchaceae.
AUGAUAACUUCCGUCUAUUUUAUUGGCCAGAAAGUUCUACUGGAAUUUUGUGCAGGAAAAAUGCUUAUGCAUGGAACACAUGAUAUCCUCGAUUCUCUUGAAGGACUAGUUCGUAUGGGAAGGGAUCAAAUUGUUUUUCCUGAAGAAACAGUAUUUGAAAAGGUUAAUCAAUCUUCUGGAAGGGUAUACAUUCUGAAGUUCCAUACAGAUGGCAGAAAGUUCUUCUUUUUGAUGCAGAAAUUAUCCAAAACUGGCUUGGGACUCGGUUAUAUUUUGAAGCCGGAACUUGUGCCACCUCUUGUUCAGGAGCUACUUUUACAUCAACAAUUAGCGUCCUAUUUACCUGAGGUCCUGUGUACUGGACAGGGCAGUAAAACAAUGGAUGAAGUUGUCGUCUACAAACCUUUGACUGAAAAAACGAAAAUUCCAAGUAUUUUCGAUGAGUUUUUGGUGCUA